Closterium sp. Yama58-4 is the source of this 1056-nucleotide messenger RNA. Lineage: Eukaryota; Viridiplantae; Streptophyta; Zygnematophyceae; Desmidiales; Closteriaceae. The record is from the annotation of a GenBank genome assembly.
AUGCCCAGGGCAGCAGUAUUGUGUGCGGAGGACGGGGUCGAGAGGGGGUUGGAGGGGAUUCUGCGAGCAUCAGGGGAGGGGAGAGACGAAGGAGAGGAGUAUGUGGGGGAUGGUACAGAUGUAGGAGCAUUUGGGGAAGAUUUCUCCAGAACAGAGGUAGUUGUGGGGAAGGGAUUGACUUUGGGCGAGGGUGCUGGUUUUGAGGAAAAGGUGGAGGGAAGUGUUGUGAGGAGUGAGGAGGGUUCUAGAGCAGGUCAUGCACGUUUGGAAGGAGACGGUUCGGAAGGAGGCGGUUUGGAAGGAGGCAAUUCAAAAGGAGGCGGUUCGGGAGGAGGCGAUUUGGAAGGAGGCGGUUCGGGAGGAUUAGGUUUGGAAGCAGCUGGUUUGGAAGGAAGCGGUUUGGAAGGAGGGGAAGCGAAUGGAGGCGAUUUGAAUGGUGAUGGUGUGGAAAGAGACGAGGGGAGCAGCUGUUGUGUUGCGCAAGUGGGUGAACAGGUGGAUGAGGAAGUGCAAGGGGGGGAAGAGGAGGAUAAAGAGAAGGAACAAGAGAAAGGAUUGUUGGAACAAACGGAGGAGGUUGAAGCAAAGGAGGAAGAGAAGGAGGGGAAGGAAGAGGAGGAGGAAAAAGAGAAAGAAGAAGAGGAGUUAGGGAUGGAAGAGAAAGAGGAGGAAGAGGGCAAGGACGAGGAGGAGAAUGAGGAGGAGGAAGAGGAGGGUGAGGAGAGAGAGGAGGUGAUGGUGAAAGUGAAAGGGAGAGAGCAAGGAGGUGAGGAUGGAAGUGACGAUAGUGAGGAGGAGAGUGAAACAGAGAGUGAGGGAGAGAAGGAGGAGGAAAGAGCGGCAGAUGGAGAGACAGUAGGAGACGCGGGAGAAGAGGAGGAGCAGCAGGGGGUAACUGAGGAGAAGGAGAAGGAAGAGGGGAGAUCUAGAGGAAUGGCGAGUGAGGGAGGAGUGGAUGGAGGAGGAGGAUCAAGAAGAGGGUGUGAUGGGGAGGAAGAAGCCGCAUCGCAGCCAGAGCAGGAGAAGCAGGUGCGAGGGGAGGGGAGGAAAGAGUAG